This is a messenger RNA of Syngnathus typhle (broad-nosed pipefish), 1274 nucleotides long. RefSeq names its product lipoyl(octanoyl) transferase 2 (gene lipt2). Gene Ontology annotation, biological process: protein lipoylation. Gene Ontology annotation, cellular component: mitochondrion. The transcript is spliced from 4 exons. The coding region runs from base 277 to 1023 and encodes 248 amino acids. Gene Ontology annotation, molecular function: lipoyl(octanoyl) transferase activity. NCBI's taxonomy places the organism in Eukaryota, Metazoa, Chordata, Actinopteri, Syngnathiformes, Syngnathidae. The record is from RefSeq and is a predicted model, not a curated record.
AAUGCCAUUUUUAAUUGUUUUUAUUUAUUGUAUCCUUUAUCAUCCUGAACUUCCUACUUAUAAUUCAAUAGCCUUAAAGUGAACGUAUACGGGUCGCAGUGUUUAGCCGUUUAAGUGGCUGGUCGCACAUUUAACGGCCGGGCUAGACGUCACGCUUGCUUUUGUGUCAACAGGGGGCAGUGUUGUAUGACUUUGCAGUAUUGAACAAGACUCGUCUUACUUGAAAUCCUUUGGGGGUCGUUUAAUUUCGAAAAUUUGGCCAGCAAAUACAAGCGAAUGUUUCAACUAACUUACAGAGAAGCGCUUCCCCUGUUUGUCAAAUUAAUAAAAACAGCGAUGCGGACGCAGGGGCCCCGUCCUCUGGUGGAGGUGGUCCGCCUGGGCCUGCUGCCCUACCGGGAGGCUCUAGGUGUCCAAGAGGCGUACAUCAAGCGGUGCCAGGCGGGCGCCGGCGCCUUCCACGCGCUGCUGCUGUGCCAGAACCCGCCCGUCUACACCACCGGCAUCCGGCAUAAGGGCCGCCCCCCUGCCGAGCUGGAGCGCCUGUGUCUGCUGGGGGCGGAGGUCCACAACACCAACCGAGGAGGUCUGAUCACCUUCCACGGCCCAGGACAGCUGGUCUGCUACCCGGUCCUGCACCUGGGCGCCUUCAAGAAGAGCGUCCGCUGGUACGUGUCCCGGCUGGAGCAGACGGCCAUUUUGGCCUGCGCGAGCUUGGGCGUGGAGGCAUCCGUGGCUCCUCACACCGGGGUUUGGGUCGGAGACAACAAGAUCUGCGCUAUCGGCAUCCGCUGCUCUCGCUACGUGACGUCGCACGGCCUGGCGCUCAACUGCGACACCGACUUGACGUGGUUCGGUCACAUUGUCCCAUGCGGCCUGGAGGGGAAGGGCGUGACCUCGCUGAGCGCCGAACUGCGGCGCCGCCUGACCGUGGAGGAGGCCGUCCCGCACGUGCUGCGCGCGUUCGCCCGCAACUUUGGCUGCCAGCUGCUGGACGACGGCCGCGCGGCGCUCGGCGGCUGAAGCGAUACACUGGAAAAGGUCGACGCCGGUUCAAAUCCAAAUCCAUCUGGAGCAGGGCUGGGAAAUGAAUUUUGAGAGAAAGUGAGCUGGGCCAACAAAGAGCAGACUGCCUUGUCUGGAUAAAUUGCUACGCAUGUACAAUAUGUUGUGUGUAUUGUUGCAGUUUGGAAAGUAAAAAUCGCUACGCAUGUACAAUAUGCCGUGUAUUGUUGCAGUUAGGAAAAGGAAAAUUAAAGACCAAAAUCAUAUAA